GAUCCGUCCAUCAGGAGCCGCUCUACCGUUGUUGCGUCACACGUUGUCCAACCUCGCUUACACGGAGCCCGGUUUAUAUAACUAUAGCGCCUUGCUCGUGUUCGUCUGUUCUCCCCCUCCACGUCUGCUGUGCGACGGCUUGUCUCGACACACUAUCUCAUCAUGCAGCGCGCCACGCUCUUCGGCUCUGUUAGGCGUUCGUAUGUCUCUGGACGGUCGGCUUUUGCUCUUUCCAGAGGGUUCGCAACGUCGAUGAGGACGCUGGACGGAAGUAAAAUCGUGGUCACCAAGCCCGUCGUCGAGCUCGAUGGAGAUGAGAUGACGCGCAUCAUCUGGAAGAAGAUCCGAGAAGAACUCAUCCUGCCGUAUCUCCAACUCGACAUCAAGUACUUUGAUCUUGGCCUUGAAUACCGCGACCAGACGAACGAUCAGAUCACCGUCGACGCCGCGAAUGCUAUCAUCGAGCACAAGGUCGGCAUCAAGUGCGCGACUAUCACCCCUGAUGAGGCACGGGUGGAAGAGUUUAAGCUCAAGGAGAUGUGGAGGAGUCCCAAUGGAACGAUCCGUAAUAUUCUUGGUGGAACCGUUUUUCGCGAGCCUAUCAUCCUGAAGCGCGUCCCGAAGCCUGUUCCAGGCUGGGUGAAUCCCAUUGUCAUUGGUCGUCAUGCGUUCGGUGACCAGUACCGGUCAACAGAUUUUGUCGCCCCUGGACCUGGUAAACUCCAGUUGGUUUACACCCCUGCUGAUGGCGGCGCACCAACGACUAUGAAUGUUUAUGACUUCAAGGGGAAGGGUGUUGCCAUGAGCAUGUACAACACCGACGAGUCGAUAACAGGCUUCGCGCAUGCAUCGUUCAAGAUGGCACUAUCAAAGAAGAUGCCUUUGUUCAUGUCUACGAAGAACACCAUCAUGAAGAAGUACGAUGGACGUUUCAAGGAUAUCUUCCAGGAGAUUUACGACAAGGAAUACAAGCCCUUGUACGAGGCCGCUGGCAUCUACUAUGAACACCGUCUUAUCGAUGACAUGGUUGCCCAAGCCAUCAAGUCCUCAGGCGGCUUCGUCUGGGCUUGCAAGAACUACGACGGUGAUGUUCAGAGUGACAUCCUCGCUCAAGGUUUCGGCAGUCUCGGCAUGAUGACCUCCGAGCUCAUCACUCCGGAGGGUGACAUUAUCGAGAGCGAAGCCGCACACGGCACUGUGACGCGCCACUACCGCGAGUACCAGAAGGGCAACGAGACCUCGACGAACCCCGUGGCGUCCAUCUUCGCGUGGACCCGUGGUCUGCUUCACCGCGCCAAGCUUGAUAACAACGACCCGCUGCGCAAGUUCUGCCUUGAUCUCGAGGCGGCUUGUGUGGAGGUUAUUGACGGGGAUGGCAUUAUGACCAAGGACCUUGCCCUUGCGAUCUACGGGAAGGCGAUGAAGCGCGAACACUGGGUUGUUACCGACAAGUAUAUGGAUGCCGUCAAAGCUAAGUUGCAAGAGAAGAUGGCUGCUCGCGGUGCAAAGCUCUGAGUUCACACUCAACUACAUCCCCGAGUUGAUAUAGGUCGUUGGUUGUUGUGGCAUGUAUAUCCGGGAGAGCGCUUCGAGUUGUAUCUUUUAGCUGUUGUUUGUAUUCUACAUGAGGAGGACGUUUACGAGCCAUCUCGCAUUUACCACAAGAUCUAGCAAUAUCAUCUU
Coniophora puteana RWD-64-598 SS2 is the source of this 1683-nucleotide messenger RNA. RefSeq names its product isocitrate dehydrogenase. Gene Ontology annotation, molecular function: isocitrate dehydrogenase (NADP+) activity; magnesium ion binding; NAD binding. Bases 163 to 1515 code for a protein of 450 amino acids. Gene Ontology annotation, biological process: isocitrate metabolic process. The record is from RefSeq and is a predicted model, not a curated record. The transcript is spliced from 8 exons. Gene Ontology annotation, cellular component: mitochondrion. Lineage: Eukaryota; Fungi; Basidiomycota; Agaricomycetes; Boletales; Coniophoraceae.